AUGCUACGGAACAAUAUUUGGGUUCCCAUAGAGUCCAACCCGGAGUCUCUCUACCUCUACUCCUGCAAACUUGGACAGACAAAGUUGAUCUUUCAGGAUAUCUAUGGGUUUGAUGCGGAACUCCUAGAUAUGAUCCCGCAACCCGUGCACGCAAUAAUACUGUUGUACCCCCUGAAAGAAGGCAUGAUUAAUCCAAAUGAUGAAGCGAAUGGAAGUACUGAACAGAAUGUUGAGAAUAUUUGGUUCAUAAAACAGAUUGUUCCAAAUUCAUGUGGAACGGUAGCCCUUUUUCACCUGUACGGAAACUUAAGAAAUAAAUUUGAGCUAGACAAGGACUCUCUCUUGGCUAAUUUCUUCGAUAGGGUGAAGGACAUGACGCCCGAAAAACGAGGGAAGGAAUUUGAAGUGAACAAGAGUAUCGAACUCCUCCAUCACGAAUUUUCAGGAAAGGCUUCUGGCACGGGGGAUGACAUAGACGUUGAUACCCACUUUAUCGUUUUUGUCGAAAUUGACGGGAAGCUCGUCGAGCUGGACGGAAGGAAGGAUAAUCCCGUUAUUCAUUGCACGACGACUCCAGCCACUUUCAAAUACGACACGGGAAAUAUAAUAAAAAAAAAGUUCAUAGAAAAGUGCCAAGGUGACAACAGAUUUUCAGCCUUAGCAGUUGUAUCAAGUGAUGUUGUGUAG
Plasmodium knowlesi strain H is the source of this 687-nucleotide messenger RNA. Its product is annotated as ubiquitin carboxyl-terminal hydrolase isozyme L3, putative. The record is from RefSeq and is a predicted model, not a curated record. Gene Ontology annotation, biological process: protein deubiquitination; ubiquitin-dependent protein catabolic process. Bases 1 to 687 code for a protein of 228 amino acids. The transcript is spliced from 9 exons. Gene Ontology annotation, cellular component: cytoplasm. Gene Ontology annotation, molecular function: cysteine-type deubiquitinase activity. Lineage: Eukaryota; Apicomplexa; Aconoidasida; Haemosporida; Plasmodiidae.